Messenger RNA from Microtus oregoni (creeping vole), 1364 nucleotides. RefSeq names its product transmembrane protein 253 (gene Tmem253). The transcript has 6 exons. The coding region runs from base 176 to 814 and encodes 212 amino acids. The record is from RefSeq and is a predicted model, not a curated record. Lineage: Eukaryota; Metazoa; Chordata; Mammalia; Rodentia; Cricetidae.
GCGUGGCCACUCCUUGGAUCCUUAGGACCUCGUAGUGAUCUUUGCCCCACCACACCUCAGCUCUGACAGACUACGUGCCAGGAAAUUUUGUCUGCACUGAGCUACCAGCUGAGUUCCAACCCUCUGGAGUGGCUGCUUCAGACUAGGAAGCACCGUCCUUAGCGGCAAGGGAACCAUGGACCACAGUGUGGAUCUGGCGAGGCAGGAGAGGCCCAGUCUUCGUCUGGAAAAGCUACAGCACUGGGCAAGACACAGGCAAAGUGGAUACCUACUGGUGGUGGCGGUGAGCCAGCUCUGGCUGGCCAUAGCCACGGUGCCCUUCACGAUCUCAGUGGCCUGCUUGAGCUCUGCCUGUCACAUGGCCACAGCACUGCCGCUCUGGCCUGGAGCCUCGGGUCUCCUCACUGGGAUCAUCACCCUUGAGCUUCGCAGAGCACCCUGUUUCUGGAAGGUGCGGGCCAUGAUGAUAUCCAACACCUUCAACCUGAUCUUGGGCUUCAUCGUGGUGGUGAUAGAAGUGACGAAGACAGCCUUGGGGCCUGCCCCUACUGGCCCCACCCAGGAACAGGUGAAUAAAGAGAAAGGUACAAGGGAGGAGAAAUGGUGGAAGAAAACGGACUGUACCCCCCAAAGCAUCCUCACCCUGCUACCUGCAGCUGACAGGGUUGCUGGUGCUAGAACUCAGCGUGGAGGCCUUCACCCUAGGAGGAGUGCUGGUCUCAACAUACGCCCUGUUCUUGCUGAGCCAGAGGAAGCAAGGAUGCUUCACGAGGUCAAGUCUGCACUACCAGGAGCUACCGGAGGGUCUCUCUGAGAUGGAGGAGGUUUCCGGUUUGGAGGAUGGUCCCAUGGUGGCUAGCACCCGAAACAGAACAGAUGAAUGAGUGGCCACUGCCCUCCUCCACCAAAGGGGGCAUUCUCCUGGCACUUUCGCGUCGUGCCCCUCCCUCGGACUAGAACUGAACUCCCCAAAGAUGUGCGUGAAGCCCACAGGAGUGCCCUCAGUUUUUCCUCAAACCAGGCCCAGCUCUCUUCUCUUUCCCACUCGAGGAAGAUCUUGUCACCUUGUUUCUAGUCAAGCUGCUUCCUCCCUUGCAUUCUUGGCCUCCUUCCUCCCUGCCUCUCCAUCCAGAUUCACAUCUGCCUCAUCUCACUGUUUCCGUCUGUUCACCUUUCACAAUCCCAUCCACUCCGAGCCCAGCUGCUGCACCCGCCAACCCAGAAUCCGCGUCGGUUGUGCUCCGGGUCUCCCUUGGAUCCGGGUCCUGCUAAGUCACUGGAGACUACAAUUCCCAGGAUGCCCCGCUACCCCGUGACCUACUGGAAAAUAAAGAGCCUUCCCUCGGCGGCGGGGGCGCUGUGCA